Molecule: messenger RNA, 1148 nt
Organism: Aureobasidium vineae
Lineage: Eukaryota; Fungi; Ascomycota; Dothideomycetes; Dothideales; Saccotheciaceae
Source: the annotation of a GenBank genome assembly
ACAUGUCCGUCCACAGAACAAAGUAUGCUGCAGUGGUUUGUGGUGGCGGCCCUGCAGGAAUCACGGUGCUUGGAAACCUUCUGGAAAGAAAGGUUGGGCCAGUGCUUUGGGUUGAUGACCUCUUCGAGGCUGGCAGAGUGAACAAAUCAUAUAGAGAGGUCAAACUGUUCGUGGACUUUGCAGAGGCCGUGUCACCCUUUCAGAAGAUCUUGAAGGACACUCCAUCACCUCAUGCAGUCGACUAUCUUCGAGGCCUACCCCAAGAUACUGGAUGUGAUCUCGGCUAUGCCGCAGACAUGUGCCUGAUGCUUACGGAAGGUCUAAAGAAGGCAUCCGGUGUUGAAGCCCGUCAAGGUCGAGUCACCGAAGCAACUCUCAGCGAGACAAGCGACUGGGUUGUCAAUGUCAGGCUGUCAAAUGGUGAGAUGAGCAAGGCUAUUGCAUCCAGAGUCAUUCUCUGCACCGGCUCUUCUCCGACAAACCAGCAACUUCCUGUUUCGAAUUCGGAUCUAUCACCCCUAGAACUGGACCACGCUCUUAGCCCGACUCUCUUGGCGAAGGCCAUCCCCAAAGAGCCCACAACUGUUGCCGUGAUUGGCGCAUCCCACAGUGCCGUCCUGGUACUCAUCAACCUCCACAACCUAGCUUCUACUACUCACCCUGACCUACGAAUCAAAUGGUUCACAAGGCAUCCUCUUCGAUAUGCCGAGUUCAUGGACGGCUGGAUUAGACGUGACAAUACGGGUCUGAAGGGUGCAGCAGCAGCAUGGGCCAAGGAAAACCUAGAACCCGAGAAGUUCGAGUCAUCCUCUGUCAGCAAGUUUAUCAACAAGGUGGCCUACGAGAAAGAAAACGAAACCCAAACUUACGAAAAGCAUCUCUCUGAUUGCAAUCGCUAUGUGCAAGCCAUUGGCUACACUAGAGAUCCUCUACCCGGACUCAAGGAUACCGCUGGCUCCGACAUCACCUACAACUACCAGCCGGACACAGGGUCGUUUAAGAAUGUCGAUGGAAAGCAGAUUCCUGGACUCUUUGGUGCUGGCAUUGCUUGGCCCGAGAGGGUGACUGACCCCGAAGGAAGUGUGGAAUGGGCAGUAGGCUUCUGGAAGUUCAUGCGUUAUGCAAAGAGAGUGGUCCCCAACUGGAAC